CAUCUGAAAAGAAAUAAUGCUCAAACUUAGAAGAGAUUAUCUUAAUGUUACACUUCCGAAUUUUGCACUUAAACCAACUUACCUUCAAAACACUUUACUCCCUCAGGAAAUUUUCAAUGGAUAAAACCUACUUGAUGAAAACAGAAUUAUACAUAUAAUAUGAAACACUGGAAAGGUAUUUCCGUAACGGGCAAUGUUCUUUCAAAGGAAUUUAUUUUAUAACAAUCCCGAUAGGGGUUACGAUAACAAUGCAUUGUUUAUCUAAUGAAGUUAUUUUGCUUUUGUUAAUUUCUAUCGUUUAUGGUUAUAAUAUUGAUACAGAAUUUCCUAAGAUAUAUAGCGGACCCACUGGAUCUUAUUUUGGAGUUUCAGCAGAGAUUCUUAAAACCGAUUUAAAUAGUUGGAUACUUGUGGGUGCCGUUCGUGAUAAUUUCACCGACAGACCGGAAAUACCAAAUCCAGGAAAUGUGUACGCAUGCCCUGUAAAUUUUAAAGAAGAUGCAGAUUGUUUAGUCUUGAGCAGUUUAAGAUCUACAGAGUCUACUGGAUUAAGCAAACCUGAUAAUGUAUUUGAACAAAGGGAACAACUUUUAGGAGCCAGUAUACAUAUUCCCAAGGAUCCAAGUAAAUCUAUAUUAAUAUGUGCGCCAACAUGGAAAAACCUAAGGUUAUUCAACCAAUUAGACACAAAUACCGAUUCGUAUUUAGUAUCCGGUAACUGCUUCCAGCUUUGGAAUAGGAAUGAUCUUAAUCAAUCCACACUGAAUAUGUUUCGUAUGAAUCAGACAAUGAUCUCUGAUGUUUACAUUAAUCCGGAAGUUGGAUUUUCCAUCACAGAUUCUCCGCAUCCAAGUUUUGAUGUAAUAUUUGGUACACCAAAUGCAGGUCUGGGGUCCACAGGUGGCACAUUUGCUCAAGUAAAUCCUAGCAGGAAAACCCACCCUUUUAUCAUAGAGAGGUCUGAUCUACUUACAACUUACCAAUCAGGAUCAUAUUUUGGGUAUAGUUUAGCCUCUGGCAAUUUUGGAGAGUCCGGGUAUUAUUACGUUGUAGGAGCACCUGGUUUCAGUAACCAAAAUGGAGUCAUCGGCUCGUUUUCAAUCAUGGAAUUCAAUGGAGCAUCAGAGAGACAAGUGAAAUUAAUAGAGGGCCUGCAGACCGGGGGCGGCUUUGGCCAGACAUUAGCUAUAGCUGACUUAAAUGGUGACGGGAAUGACGAUAUCCUGGUCGGGGCACCUAAUUCCUAUCUAAAUAGAACGUCUAGAAACAAAGUGGUAUACGAUGUCGGCGCCGUUCACGUCUUUUAUGGAACCGGAUCUAUAGCUACCUAUGUUGAACAAGAUCCUCACACUAUAUACGGAUCAGAAAUUCAGGGAUCGAGAUUCGGUACAGCUGUAUCUGCAGUGGGAGAUCUCAACAAAGAUGGUUUGAAUGACAUUGUUGUUGGUGCCCCAUAUGAAGAUGGAAUUGGAGCCGUCUACAUUUUCAAUGGAAAUAAACCUAGACUUGAAGACUCAUUUUCGCAAAGAAUUCUUGGCAAAGAUAUUAAAAUGGGAUUAAAUGGGUUUGGUUAUUAUAUAUCCAAAAGUGCUAAAGAUCUAGAUGAAAAUGAAUAUAACGAUUUUGCAGUCGGGGCAUACAAAUCAGAUAACGUGGUUCUUCUAAGAGCAAGACCUAUCAUAGAAGUGCAAUCUACCAUCAGCUUCAAUGAAAAUCCUGUUCCAAUUAGUUCUGAAGGAACAAUCUGUCAAAUACCUGGAUCCACCAACCCUUGCUUCAACUUUAAUGUCUGUUUUAACUUCACUGGCGAAGGCAUCAGCAACACAUACAUUGACUUAAAUAUAACGGCAGAUGAAGACAGUAGAAGACCAAGAGUUCUGUUUGACGUGGACACCCAGCAGAAUAAAAUCAAUAUAUCUUUAAUAGAAAUCUUCUCUUACAAGAAUGUUUGUCUGAACUUCACACUCCGAAAUGAAAUAGUUGACCGACAGUUCUUUGCGACUAUCGAAAAACCAGUUGUUUUAGAAGUUGCUUACAGAUUAAGUACUCAAUUCAUUCCGUCCAAUGUCCGGGCAAUUAUGAAACGGAAUGCGUCAAAUAAAGUUAAAAGUCAGGUUUCAUUCGAUACUGGAUGUAGAAAUAUGACCACUUGUUACUCCAACCUAAAUAUCGUCUCAAAUCUUGACAAGACAAGCUUCAAGGUUGGAAGUGAUACAGAUAUAAGUUUGAACAUUGUGAUUAAAAACUCUGGGGAACCUUCGUUCAGAUCUUCGUUGAGAAUACAAUACCCGACAAUUUUUGAAUAUUCUGGUUUCAAAAUGGAGAGCCUUUCUGAGCAAAUAACAUGUAAAACAAAAUCAGCCUCUACUGAUAUAUCGGAAUUUUUGUGUGACCUGGACGAUCCGUUUUAUCCACAUAUGCUAGUGAAUAUCACUGUAUAUUUCUACUUAGCCAGAAAUAUGAUAGCUAAUCCGGAUUUAAUAACCUCCCCGAUUUUGAAUUUCAUCACCUCAGCCUCGACCAAUCACGACACUGAUAUGAAGGAUAAUGAAGAUAUAGACAUUUUACAACUUAGUUUGCUGACGGAUGUUUCACUCAAAGUAUCCUCCUCAGAUGAACAGAUUCUGGCAACAAACAACAGUGUACAAUUCACCAAUACUUAUACCUUAUACAACGAUGGACCAUCUCCAAUUGAAAAAGCUUUAAUUUAUUUAUCUUUCCCGGUUCAAUACGAAGAGAAAGUAAUGAUAGAUCGAGAAAAUGCACUGCCAACAGUAACAACUGCGGGCGAUACCUGUAUUUUAAAGUAUCAUCCAGAACAACUCAAGUCGUCUGUUAAAAAGCAGUCAUUAACAUCAGAAUCUAGAGAAUUGAGGACGAUCAGCGAAUUAAGGAGCGAUUUAAAAUUGCAACCAUUUACAGAACGAUCUGAAACAUCACAGACUAUGUUCUGCGAUUCUUUGGAUAAUGGUUACGACUGCGCUGUUGUUGAGUGCAUGGUUUCCAAUGUAAAGCCUUCAGAAACGGACAGCAGAUCCUUUACAAUGGCUUUUCAUUUGCAGACUUCAUUGCUUCCACCUUUACAAAAGGGGAAAGCCUUUUUGACAUUCGUUGUGCAAACAAAUGUUUUCCCGGCUCCUGGAACACGAAUUCCACUGGAAUUUGUAAAGAAUGCUACAGGCGAGGUUUCGGUGAAUAUUCUGCUGUCAGAGUCCUUCAAUCAGCCGGCAGAAGAAAUCGACCUUUGGAUAAUUAUAGUGGCUGUUCUGUUCAGUAUACUGUUGUUUAUCAUUCUCGGGAUUGUCUUAUGGAAGUGUGGAUUUUUCGAGAGAAAGAAGAGGAAAGAAAUAAAUGCCUUUAAAAGAAAAACCCAGAUGUCGAUCAAAAGUGGUCGCAGUAUGCGCAGCGGCGCUGCAGGCUCAAUUAAAAGCUCCAAAAGUAUACCUACUGGCUCCUUUAGGGUGAAAAAGAUGGGAGAUGAUCACGAAAAACUCCACGAUAAAAAUGCACUGGACAACUCCACCGAUUGAGACUAUUAGCAACUCAGGGAUCUGAUUGUUCUAUUUUUU
Messenger RNA from Saccostrea cuccullata (small rock oyster), 3569 nucleotides. RefSeq names its product integrin alpha-4-like. The coding region runs from base 249 to 3530 and encodes 1093 amino acids. Gene Ontology annotation, molecular function: integrin binding. Gene Ontology annotation, biological process: cell adhesion mediated by integrin; cell-cell adhesion; cell-matrix adhesion. The transcript has 21 exons. The record is from RefSeq and is a predicted model, not a curated record. NCBI's taxonomy places the organism in Eukaryota, Metazoa, Mollusca, Bivalvia, Ostreida, Ostreidae. Gene Ontology annotation, cellular component: integrin complex; external side of plasma membrane.